Messenger RNA from Plasmodium berghei ANKA, 816 nucleotides. RefSeq names its product transmembrane protein 147, putative. The transcript is spliced from 8 exons. The record is from RefSeq and is a predicted model, not a curated record. Bases 1 to 816 code for a protein of 271 amino acids. NCBI's taxonomy places the organism in Eukaryota, Apicomplexa, Aconoidasida, Haemosporida, Plasmodiidae.
AUGACGCUUUUCCAUUUUGUUAAUUGUUCUAUAUCCGUCUUUGCCCCAUAUUAUAUAAUAUAUGAUGGAUAUAAAUUAUCAAAAAAUGAAGGAUUCACAAAAUUGUUCUUUAUAACGCUCUUCUAUUACUUUGCCUCUCAAAUUGUUAAGUUGUUUGCGUUGGCUUUUCUUUCAAUAGGACUUAUACAGAGCAUGACAAUUUUCAAUAUCGUUUUUCAAGAGGCUGGAAAUUUUUUUGAUCUAAUAGGACUUUAUUAUGUUUUAUCUCAUAAGCAAAUGCAUAUGUUCAACAUAAAGAGUAGAAUAUUGUCUACAGGCCUUAGUUGGGGAUUUUGUGAAUCAGUUGCCACAAAUUUUUUCCCCUUUUUAAUUGGAGGGAAAUCAGUUGAUUUUUCUUUGAAACAUAUUUAUAGAUCUAUAUCAGCAAAUACAUUUUUGGUCUCUAAUUUGAGUAAAACUUAUUUGUUAUAUUUAUGGAUAAACAAUGUGCAAAAUAAAAAAAAAGUAAAUUCAGUUAAUUCGCUUUUAAUAUAUUUCACGUUUAUCCUUCCCCUUAUAAAUAAAAUAAUUUUAAUAAAUGAAGAUAUUAUUAGUAGUAUGAUAUUUAUUAAGUUGAUUGCCCUUUUUCUCAUUACCUUUAUUUUAUUUUGUUCCGUAAAAUAUAUUUUUAAUUCACAAAAUGAGAAAGUAGAAAUCGUCAAAAGCAACUCUUCACAUUCUUAUGUUAACGAUGUAAAUGUUAAGAAUGAAGAUAACGAAAACGAUGCAAAUAAAGGAUUGAAAAAAAAAUAUAAUAGAAAGAAAAAAAGCAGAUAA